CCCGGGGAGCAUGAUGAUUCCCAGGCAUAUUCCUACAGCAAAUACCUUCGGUCUACAGCAAAGGUUUUCAUCUGUAUGUAUGUACAACUUUCGGAAGAUAAAGGAGAAAUUUGUAUUUAUGCUUGCCGCUCAAUCUUUACGAUAUUUCGCACCUGUAAAGGGUUUCUCACGUGGACGCGCGUGAAACGUAAGAAUUUUGUCACUUGGGGUUAAGCGUGAAUAUUAUUCACGAAAUGGAUUACGUGAAAAACUAACGUGCGAAUAAAUGUGAAGAUAUUUUUCACAAUGAAAUUAGUGGGAAACAUUUUCACGCGUGUCCGCAAGUGAUAUUUUUUUCGGAAAUUUUAACAUGAGAAAUUCACUUGUGGCCACUACACACUUCACGACUUUCACCUGUGAUCGCGUGCAAAAAAUAUGACGCGAAACGUUUUCGUGACCAGUUCACCCGUUGUCACAAGUGGAAUAUAUUUUUCACGCGUGCUCACACACCAUUGUACGAUGUUCACGUGGGAUCACAAUUCAUUUCACGAUAUUCACGCGUGUACACACCGCGGUAAAAUUUCCCCAUGGGAGGCGUAUAUUUGAAGUAAUGAUGAUCAUUGUAGAUUUAAGAAUUACAUCGUAGUUCAUGCAGAUGUGAAUCCCGUCAAUACUGUUUCUUUGUUCGACGCACGAAGAGAGGUUUUCGUUUCUAUUUGCUUGCUCUCUAACCUUCUUAUUUCAUUUUAUAUUCAUGCUACUUAGUCGCUCGUUGUCAUUGAAAAUACUCACUAGUAGUGAGUAGCUGAAUUAUAUAUAGUGAGUCACUACUACCCCUUCAUCUGAGAAAAAAACGAUGAAUUUAGAGCUCUUCCAUUGUUUCAAGAACUUAAUCUAUUCAUCUUAUAAAGUUCUGAGAGUUUUAAGCGUUCUUUACUUAAUAGAAAAUAGAGAGGACGUCGCAUCAAGGGCCAAAAGUAGGCGUUUAGGACAUGCAAGAAUUUUCAUUUCAGGUAAAUGGUGAAGAGCUGGGGCUUUCUUUUUUGUGCAGUAAACACCUAUGGGUAGGAGUUGACACAGUCCGAUUUUUGAAUUUUUUCAUUUACUGAUCUCUCGUACUUAAUAGAAUUUUAAAACCAGAAAAAUCCUUAGAGGAUUUCUUAGAAAUCCCCAUUUUUAUAAAAAAUGGAAGCAUAAUUUAAAAAUCGGACUCUGUCGGAUCCUAGCUAUAGGCGUUAUCUACAAAUCAAAAAAAGAAUUUUCUUUCUCCGAUGUAUCGUUACCCAGAAAUCCUACAAGUGACGAAAGUCCUGAAGUUAAAAACGGUGUUGAGAAAAACGCAAAAUAAAUUUUGAUUCUGUUAAAUGCGUUUUAUUUAAAAACUGUUUGAGCGUUAAAUAAUUUGUUGAUACUUCGCAAAGUAUCAACUUAAAAAGUUUUGGCUAUCCGACCAUGUGCUUUUCUCAAAAUCGAUACUUUUGACGAAAAUCGGCAUUUCUGAUCCGGAGAGGAGACUUUAAAUUGAUUAAUUGAUUGAUAAAGUUCUCUUUUUUCGAGCAGACACUGAACGGUUUACAGUAAAAAGUACUUUCACAAAAAGUCACUCUAAUCUUUGAUAUGUAUAACAAAAUACAAAACACCUAAAUAGUCACUUUUUUCAUUGAUCCAAAAUUAUGUGUACGAUCGAGUAAAUUGUUUCAUAUUUGUUCAUAGAUCAAAGACAAACAAAAAAAUGUAGUUAGAUAUAAAAUGGGUUCAACUACAUUCUAAAUCAAAAAUUUCUUCAGAAGCUAUGGAUGUUAUCUGGUUUAAAAACUUGUUUUGAUGUGCUUAGUUUUGAACAAUCCAAAUAUCUCAGAAUAGAACGAAAAUCAAAUGGAAAUUAUUUGAAUAUUUCAUUCGAGAAUUUAAAAUUAAUCAAAUCAGCAUAAUUUUAAUUUCAAGCGAUGUCAAAUUCAUGCCAAAUAUUUAUGUGUUGCUGAAGAUCUGUGAGAGCAACCACUGUUUUUUCACAAAUUGAAUGCAUAAUUAUGAGCGCAUCUGUAUGCAGAAUACAACGAGUAAAAAAAGAUUAUUUUUUCAAAAAUGGAAUUUGUUGCAAGAAAUGUAACAAUUUACUUUUAACGUGAAAAUAGCAAUUACGAAUAUUUCGAGUGCAAAAAAAAGCAUAGUGAAAAUAACAAAACUUUUUGUCGUUUUUAACGUCACAUGUGACAUUUGAGCUAAACAGUUCCGGCACAGCAAGCAGCAAAAACGCGCGAAAAAUGACUACUAGUACGUUUUUGCUAGUUCGUUCUCACAUUAACUGUGAAUUAUCUCAGUCAUCAGCUCAGGCACUCCAUUCUCUCUAAUAAAUAUUAUACUUUUCGCAACGCGUUACAAUACUAGACUUCUCAUUUACAGUACCCUGUACUUGUAAUAGUUUAACCAAAUAGUUUUGCCUACUUUCUCAGAUUAACAAUUAUUUUUGAAGUCAAUCCCUCAAACUAUUCAAAGCUCGAAUCACUUAAGGUCUUUUUAUCUUGUUCAUUUAGAAUAUUAGACAAAUCAUGCUGUCUGUCUAAUGAUUAGUAAUCAGAUAUUCUUUAGUUAAUUGAGUCAAAUACGUGGCUCGAUUAGCAGCGAGAUCGAUGUUGUCAAAAUUAUUUUGUAAGAGAAAACAGCGUCAAUUAUUCUCCUACUCCAUCGGUGCUUUCCUCUUCCUAACUUGUCUACUCAUCUCAGAUACCAUAUCCACGCAAAGUCGACUAUUUCUUAUUAAUAUCUAUGAUAAAUUUAAACUGUUUCCUCUCAAAAGCUUACCACUUGAAAAGUACAUUCGUGUUCAUAUAUUACCAUCCUCACAUGUCAAUAUUUGUAAGAGAGAUGAUCAAUUACUAAUUUAUGUUUUAUCAACAUUGCAAAAUAUUCGUCAACGACAUUAUAUUCGAAAAACAUGGGCAAAUAUGACACACCAUUCAAAUUUAUCAAAAACAUGUUGCAUAUUUAUUAUUGGAACUGCAUCUUCUGACUUAGUUGAUUCUUGGAGCUAUCAAAGACAUCUUGACAAUGAAAAACAACUGUAUAACGAUGUUGUUCAAAUAAAUCAUAGUGAAUCGUAUCGAAACGUUGUUUAUAAAGAAAUAGCCGCUCUACAAUGGUCCUAUAAAUACUAUCGUGCUAUACCAUUUCUAUUCAAAACCGAUGACGAUCUAAUUGUCGACAGUAUUCUUCUCUCAUCUAUCAUUCAUUCACUAAUACGACAAGAUAUGAAAAACACAUAUGUGGACAAAUACCGUCCUUAUUUUAUGACAAAUCUUGUGCCAUUUAAUCAAAAAAGCUUUUUCAAAGGAUGGGAAAUGGAUCGGCAACCAGUACAGCAUACCGGAUUCGGAGUUGUCAUGUCAUCCACUGUUCGUAAUCGUCUCUAUCGCGCAUCCCUGUUCUAUGAAACCGAAUCUGUAGUAUGGGUUGGUGACGUGUUUGUAUCGGGAUUUCUAGGUAGAACAGCUCGAGUUCAAUGCAGGAACUUAGGACUCGAUUACGAACAAACAGCAAGUGGAAACUGUUCGUGCCUGAUGAAACAAAAUCCAAUGUUGACCAUAUGUUCAACGAUGAUCCAUUCGGGAAUAGAAAACUAUAAUGAAUAUGAAGCAACCUGGAAAGUUAUUUUACAGCGACAUCAGAGCGGGAAGACAAAUGAAACAGAGGAUGCGAGCACGGAUAAUCCAUUACCUGAAUUUUUAGACCAUACAUUUGCAUAUUCAACAUGGAAAACGAAAGAGCAGCAUUACUAG
Molecule: messenger RNA, 3755 nt
Organism: Didymodactylos carnosus
Lineage: Eukaryota; Metazoa; Rotifera; Eurotatoria; Philodinida; Philodinidae
Source: the annotation of a GenBank genome assembly